CUGUCAAACAAAUCCAAACAACGCGCGUUCUCCGUUUGCGGCACCACUUCUAGUGCAUUUUCCUUGCUUUUCAAUAAAAUAUACGCAACAUUCGUAAAAAAUGUCGAAAGCACAUCCGCCAGAGUUGAAGAAGUACAUGGACAAGCGGCUUUCACUGAAGCUCAAUGGAGGACGAGUUGUUUCCGGCAUCCUGCGUGGUUUCGAUCCGUUUAUGAACGUCGUGGUAGAUGAAUCGAUUGAGGAGUGCAAAGAUGGCACCCGUAACAACAUCGGAAUGGUGGUUAUUCGGGGCAACAGUAUCAUCAUGGUGGAAGCGUUAGACAGGAUAUAGGUAUGCUACCGGUACUCAAUCUUCGAAUAAACUUAAUCACUCUUGGAAAACUUUAUUGUACAAUUUUGCUCUCAUAACUCACCAUGGAAAUGGCGAUUAAGACUUACACUUCAUUACCUUCUCCACUU
This is a messenger RNA of Anopheles moucheti, 459 nucleotides long. It is a transcript of the gene SNRPG, whose product is annotated as probable small nuclear ribonucleoprotein G. Gene Ontology annotation, cellular component: spliceosomal tri-snRNP complex; P granule; U1 snRNP. Gene Ontology annotation, molecular function: RNA binding. Gene Ontology annotation, biological process: spliceosomal snRNP assembly; mRNA splicing, via spliceosome. The coding region runs from base 101 to 331 and encodes 76 amino acids. Lineage: Eukaryota; Metazoa; Arthropoda; Insecta; Diptera; Culicidae. The transcript has 3 exons. The record is from RefSeq and is a predicted model, not a curated record.